GAGCCAGCUGGUCACCUGAGGAGGUCCAUGCGUUGUUAAGACUCUGGGCAGAUGGGAGUGUUCAGGAGCAGCUUCUCUCAUCAGUGAGAAACAAGAGUCUUCACCAAACUUAGUUCCGAGCUCGCUGCCCUCGGAUCUACGAAGACAUCUAAACAGUGCAGAGAGAAAAUAAAAAAGCUGAAACAGGAAUACAAAAAAAUCAAGAAUGACACUAGCAAAAAUAGUUCCAAUAUUCGUGGAACAAGAUGGUUUGCCAUCAUGGAUGCUGUUCUCAGUCAGCGAACAAGAACUUCAAUGCUUUUGGAGUCGACUCCGCUUAAGUCCUUGCCCGAGGCAGAACACUCUGGUUCCCGUUUAACUCUCUCCUCCCUACGUCUCCUUGCUCCACCAUUACGCCUGAUGUCAGCAUUCCUGUGGCAAGUGGCUCAGCAGCAUACUGUAAAGCAUUUUGGGAAACUGGAAGAGUUUGUGACUUUGGUGACAGAGGUGGUUCCAGAGCUGCUGAGUUCCAGGCAGAGGACCCAACUCCUCCUGGGUCUGAGAGCAACGCUGGUUCUAGAGUUAUGUCGUAAUGAAUGCACAGCUGACCUCGUGACCAUCCAGCCUCACCUGGAUAAAAUCCAUUCUUUGACAGAAUUCUCUGUACACAAAGAGAGUAAUGAUGAUGAGUUGAAGGCUACAUUGUCUAAUUUUGUGGAAUUGGUCCAAACCCUGCUGGAAGACCCUUCUGAGAGGGAGCACUUCUUUCAGGUGGUGUUCCCAAUACACUACGGCCCUCGGUAUGACACAGCACUGCGGGUACUGGUGUGGGAGUUCCUCUCCAGACUGGAGGAGCUGCUACCUGUACCAGACUUCACACAGACGGCAGCAUGGCUUGGUGCAGGCCCCUCUGUCUUGGAGGAAUGUGGACAUGCCAUAUUUGACACUGAAGAGCUGAAGACACUUCUGCAGCACCAUCAGCAUCAUGGAAACCUGAAAAAGAGUUAUUUAUCUUAUUACACUGCAGAUACCAUCCUAUCCACACUGUCCCUCCCUCCAACAAUAAGAGUUGUCAUUGGCUCUGAGCAGCCCAGCUCUGACAAAACGAGAGAUGGAGAAGAGCGAGAAGGACAACCUAAUGGGGACAGAGAGGAGGAGGAAAUGGAAGAGAGACAGAAUGAAGAGAACUGGGAAGAUGAAGAUUGCAAUGAAAUAAGUUAUAUAAGGCAGGAUUUGGAGCAACAGGAGCAGAUGGGCAUUUCAACGGCAGAGACGUCUGCUCUGUGUAUCCCAAUGCCCAAUAACGGAUUUAAUGAUGAAAUGUCAUCCCGCAUCCUUGCCUGCUCCCUAUGCCCAUUCAAUCACAUUGAAAUUGCAAAACUCCACCAGCACAUCAGGAUUAGGCAUCGAGGAGAGGACCGGAAGCUUUUAUGUUCUAAGGAAUCUGGGACUGAUCACCCCUUUCCCUCAAGCAGCACUAAAAUAAUCCCCUAUGCACCAAUAAUCAAGACUCACAAAUGCACUCAUUGUGGUAAAGUUUUCAAAUGCUCCAAAACCCUGAAAGUACAUAUAGGAAUUCACACAUUGCCAUUCCAUUGUAACCAGUGCGAGAAAAGAUUUUCUUCCAGGUGUGGUCUGAAAAAACAUCAGCGAGUUCACACAGGGGAAAGACCAUUCAAAUGCUCUCACUGUGACCGAAAAUUCAUGUGUGCAGGUUCACUCAAAUGGCAUGUGCGCACACACACUGGGGAGCGUCCCUACUGUUGCACUAUUUGUGGGAAAACAUCUGUCCAACAUCUAGCAAGACACAUGCGGAUGCAUGCAGGGGAGAAAAACUAUUUAUGUAGCAUCUGUGGUAAGGCAUUCCUUAGCUCAGGAGAACUGAGGUUGCAUACACGAUCACACACAGGAGAAUGUCCCUACACCUGUAAACAUUGUGGAAAGGGCUUCAAAGCAUCAUGCCAUCUAACACUUCAUAUGCGAUCUCACACAGGAGAGCGUCCAUACCCCUGCACCCUGUGCACAAAACGUUUUACUACGGCAAGAGGCCUUAAAAGACACACGCUUACUCACACUGGCGAAAAACCUCACCAGUGCUACAAGUGUGGGAAGAGAUUUUCUGUAAGGGGAAAUCUGAAUACACAUCUUAAAAGUCAUAGAUUUUAGGAUGGGAUUCUGCAGGAGCAGUCUCAUAGAAUUGACUUUAAUUAAAAUAUAAACAAUUUCAUUAAAUACUGAACAAGUUUU
Oncorhynchus mykiss (rainbow trout) is the source of this 2226-nucleotide messenger RNA. RefSeq lists its product as uncharacterized. Gene Ontology annotation, biological process: regulation of gene expression. The record is from RefSeq and is a predicted model, not a curated record. Lineage: Eukaryota; Metazoa; Chordata; Actinopteri; Salmoniformes; Salmonidae. Gene Ontology annotation, cellular component: nucleus.